GCUGCUCCGUCUUCUUUGCUGCUUCUCAACACCGAACACAAGUUUCCUUGACAUCUAGUACUACUAUACACUACACAUCUCCUCCCCUUACCAACUACACACCACCAACUUCAUAAUGGAUAUCGCCAAGGGUGACCACAAGAAGGGUGCCAACCUUUUCAAGACCCGAUGCGCUCAAUGCCAUACCCUGAAGGAGGGUGAGGGCAACAAGAUCGGCCCCAACCUACACGGCCUCUGGGGCCGCAAGACUGGUCAGGUCGAGGGCUACUCAUACACCGAUGCCAACAAGCAAAAGGGCAUCACCUGGGACGACAGCACUCUGUACGAGUACCUCGAGAACCCCAAGAAGUACAUUCCCGGUACCAAGAUGGCCUUUGGUGGUCUCAAGAAGCCCAAGGACCGUAACGACUUGAUCCACUUCCUCAAGGAGGAGACCAAGUAAGCGUCAUCCACCCUAGACGCUCAUCAUACCCUCUCCGACCUGCCACGAACCUUCUGUAAUACCUUUUCGACCCAAAAUUCGUUUGGAUUGUAUCAACAUGGAUGAUAGACGAAUGAUGGAAACAGUGGGCGCAAUCGGGCGCAUCACUGUUUCGUGUAGAAUAUGUUUGUUGUAUUAUUUCCAGGGCGCUUUUCGACUUCUGGUGCAGUAUAGAGCCGGUUGGGGAUUUAGUGGCACGCUUGAAUACAAAUUCUCCUCUUCAAUUCAACAUACGACCUUGG
Molecule: messenger RNA, 723 nt
Organism: Pyrenophora tritici-repentis Pt-1C-BFP
Lineage: Eukaryota; Fungi; Ascomycota; Dothideomycetes; Pleosporales; Pleosporaceae
Product: Cytochrome c2
Biological process (GO): mitochondrial electron transport, cytochrome c to oxygen; mitochondrial electron transport, ubiquinol to cytochrome c
Cellular component (GO): mitochondrial intermembrane space
Molecular function (GO): heme binding; electron transfer activity
Source: RefSeq, a predicted model, not a curated record